GCAGUGUUCAGAUGCAUUUCUAGCAGGUUAAGGACACUGUUCGCUUUGCUACUGUUGGUUAGUUUGCGAUAUUUUAAAUAGCUCCAAUGCUCGAGUUCCUUCCAAAAUUAUUGCUGCUAGUAUUACUAGCAUUUCCGGCAACAGUUUUCAUGAAAGGUCCAUUAGUGGCAGCACAAGAUGUAACAGAGGAUGAAGAGGCAGCUGAUGAAGAUACUGCUGAUGACGUGAUUGCUGAGGAUGAGGAUGAUGAGGCUGAGGUGGAAGAUGAUGACAACACAGAAUUGACUGAAGAAAAAGAUGAAGAGGAGGAAGAAGCUCUAGCAGGGGAGGUAAAGCCUUCCCCCAAUGCUGAUACCACCAUUCUUUUUGUCAAAGGAGAGGAUUUUCCAGCCAACAACAUUGUGAAAUUCCUGCUGGGUUUCACCAAUAAAGGGAGUGAGAACUUUGUGGUCGAGUCUCUGGAUGCUUCCUUCCGCUACCCUCAGGAUUUUCAGUUUUACAUCCAGAACUUCACUGCUCUCCAACUGGGAACAGUGGUACCGCCACAGCGCCAGGCCACGUUUGAGUACUCUUUCAUCCCUGCUGAGCCCAUGGGAGGUCGCCCCUUUGGCCUAGUCAUCAACCUUAACUACAAAGACAGCAAUGGUAACAUUUUCCAGGAUGCCGUGUUUAACCAGACUGUCACCAUCACUGAGAAAGAGGAUGGACUGGAUGGGGAGACAAUCUUUAUGUAUGUCUUCCUUUCGGGGCUUGGACUGCUGGUUGUGGUUGGUUUGCACCAGCUACUGGAAUCUAGGAAGAGGAGGAGACCUGCGGCAAAGGUGGAGAUGGGAACCUCCAACCAUAAUGAUGUUGAUAUGAGCUGGAUUCCUCAGGAAACACUCAAUCAGAUCAUGCAGAGUCGGCGAGAUAAGGCCUCCCCAAGAAGAUCACCCCGUAAGAGGACGCAGAAACGUUCGGCUGGGUCAGAUGAGUAAAGAAGACUCCUGAUCCUGUGGCUCUUUUCUCAUUGAGCAAUGCUAUACAGAGCUCAGUCUGCUAAGGGACCAGCAUCCCUGUCCAUCCUGCAACACUCUGGUCCGUGACUGGUCCAUGCACACAUGCAUUGUAAUUACUCAACAGUAUGGUCAUCUUUUUCAAACAUAACAAAGGAGCAAAUUAUCAAAGAGUUUGACAACAAAAAGCUACUCCAGUCAAUGUAAAAAUAAAUAAAUAAACUUUAAAAAAAAAAUUAUUUUGCUGACUGGAUAAAUGCAGUAGAAUUUAAAAAAAAAAAAAAAGAUUGAUUUGGUUUGAUUACUGAUCAGAUUAAAAGGUUAGGGCUUUGUUACCUCUGCUUUUUAGCCUGUGGACAAGUUGGAGGCAUAACUGCAUGAAUUUUAUUUUUGGUCUAGAAAGCCAUGGCAUUGGACAUGCUUCUUGAAAUGUUUUGUUUUUGUAUUUUUUGUGAGGUUUUUCCUCUCUCUCUGUGUGUGUGUGUGUGUGUGGUGUUUUGGUUUUUUUUGUUUUGUUUUUUUCUUUUUUUUUCUCUCCCCUUUGGCACCGAUUCUUGUGUAUAGUAGGCUGGGUUCACCCCAGUGCAGGGUUGAUGACCAACUCUGAUUCUGCCACGGUUUAAUGUACACUGCAUUUUUAUGGGCCAUUUUCUUCUGCAAUUUUGUUUAUGGAGGAUUAUUGACUGUAUGAAGAAAAAUUGUAAUAAUGGACUCAUUUGCUCUCAGAAUGUGCCUGUUUUUCUUCUGGUUCUCCUUUGUCCUCUUUCAUGUAUAGAACUAUCCCCAGACUAGUUUACAAGUGUGUGUUCAGGAUUUUGAAUCUUCUCUUAUGAUUGCAAAUGCAUUGGUGUACUUACUGGGUCGUGCUUGGAAGGUGGGGGGGGGAUCUGUAAUUAAUUUAUUUCUUGUAUUUGUUAGGCCUAUGAGUUUUAUACUGUCUCAUGGCAUGAAUUUGGAUACCCAUGUCUAGUACUUGUGUGCUUUUAAAAGCAUAGUACACUACUGUACCUAAAUGGGCUAUCAUCUUUAAGAUGCUUUGGGCUUUUCCAGCCCGUAGUAAAUCAGAAAUCAAUGCUUUAUACCUAGUUGUACAUGCUUUUUAUUAAGUACAAUUGAUUUAUCAACCAAGUUUCCUACUGAUGUUUUUAGGCUUGACCGAUAUCUUUAAGAAUCAUUUAAAUAUUAAAAAAUAGUUGUCAACUCAU
Molecule: messenger RNA, 2200 nt
Organism: Electrophorus electricus (electric eel)
Lineage: Eukaryota; Metazoa; Chordata; Actinopteri; Gymnotiformes; Gymnotidae
Gene: ssr1
Product: signal sequence receptor, alpha
Cellular component (GO): endoplasmic reticulum; endoplasmic reticulum membrane
Source: RefSeq, a predicted model, not a curated record